ACUCUAAAUCAUAUUGUGGCAGGCAUGUUCAAGAAAGAUGGCGUGCCUGAAAUGUGCGAGUUUAUUGCAAGUCUGCAAGGGUGUUCAAGGCUCUUUCUGGAAUGCUACCGGACUUCGUUGGUUUCAGACGUCGGUUCCAGUCACAGCCGGACAACAGUGGAGAUUAGAGGAGGGUCAAGCAGCUAACAACACCCGUUAUGGGCCCCUGACUGACAGGCCAGACUACUCAUUUCUUGAUGGCCGGCCAACUCCACUCAGUAAAGGUCAGAUUAAGAGGAGGCGGAGGAGGAUUGGAAUAGCGAAUAGGAUUAAGUUCCUGGUGGGGGAGAUGAACGAAGCUCGAGACAAAUAUGCGAUGAAACAGGAGGAAGAGGUGAAACAAAAGGACGAAGCUGUGAAGAGAAGACUCAAGCCGAAGACAGAUCAGUGAUAUCAUCCAUUGACUUGCGUGUCAUCAGUGAUAUCAUCUAUUGAUUUGCUUGUCAUCAGUGAUACCAUCAGUAGAUGUGUGUGUUUGUUGAAGAGGUGUUCCAGUUGUGGAAGGCACUGCAAUUUGAUGUGCAGAGUUGUGUCCCUUUCACAUGUCAAGACCUAUGGUGAUGGGUUUGAAUCCCGUUUCCUUUUGAUCUUGUUUCUAGGUUUGUCAGCACCAUACCUGUGCUUGUGGGUUUCAACCUGCGAAGAUUGAUGUUAGACUUAGUCUUCAGCAACCCAUGCUUGCCAUAAGAGGCGACUAACAGGAUUGGGUGGUCAGACUCACCGACUUGGUUGAUGCAUGUCAUCAUAUCCCAAUUGCGUAGAUGGAUGCUCAUCAAAGUGGUAAACGUCUGAGACCUGCAUCACUUUGGGCUACCUCCCAUAUCAAGCGUACGCCGUGAUAUAAUUGAAAUAUUGUUGAAAGCGGCGCUAAACCCAACUCACUCACUUAUUUGUGAAUGUGAACUGAGUGGCUCAGUUGGCCUACGCCAAGUUUCUGCCAGACAUUCUCUGUAUGAAGCGGAAGUAAAAUCAUUAUUCAACUUCAAAUGUUUGAGAUGUUAUCUGCGUGCAGUGGAGCACAAGAACACCUUGAUGAGAGCCAUCGACAUGGCCCAAAAACACAACGGCUUCUGGACUCGCUUCUUGUGGCAUGUGAGGAUUGUCAUGUCUGCACAAAGUUAUAAAUCAAGUGCAGCCAUUUUAAAUUCUCCCACUCAUAUGUAAAUGCUGGAAUUAAAGGUGUUUAGAAUA
Haliotis rufescens (red abalone) is the source of this 1230-nucleotide messenger RNA. RefSeq names its product 39S ribosomal protein L52, mitochondrial-like. Gene Ontology annotation, biological process: mitochondrial translation. The transcript has 5 exons. Gene Ontology annotation, molecular function: structural constituent of ribosome. The record is from RefSeq and is a predicted model, not a curated record. Gene Ontology annotation, cellular component: mitochondrial large ribosomal subunit. Lineage: Eukaryota; Metazoa; Mollusca; Gastropoda; Lepetellida; Haliotidae. The coding region runs from base 38 to 430 and encodes 130 amino acids.